Molecule: messenger RNA, 765 nt
Organism: Diabrotica balteata
Lineage: Eukaryota; Metazoa; Arthropoda; Insecta; Coleoptera; Chrysomelidae
Source: the annotation of a GenBank genome assembly
AUGAUUAAGCAGCGAUACAAAAAAAGAAUACGACAGGAGGCUAUCGAGGGUAUCAUUGUAAAGGGUACUCAGAACAUUCAACCCCAUGAUCAAGUUGGAUUCACCUUCUGCUCCAAUGAUUUUGCUCGAGGACAGGGUUGGAUGAGGUUCAGGCCUGCCUCCGAGGUGACUUUCGAUGAUGUAUGGAAUAAGAUAAGUUCCAUAUAUCAGAGUAAUAGCACCGGCCUCAAUACCGAAACGUUCUGUCUCGGUAUUACAACUGUAAAGAUGCCUGCUGGAAAAGGUCGUGGUUAUAUUUACAACUCGUUUAAUGAGGAGUGUUCCAAACGCCGGGGAAUCGUUGUUAUCAAAAACACCGAUAAUCUCUGCCUUCCUCGCGCUUUGGUUGUUGCCAAAGCUUACGUCGACAAAGAUCUGGAACUCACUAAAAUACGUAAGGACACUGGUAAAAUACAACGUGAGAAAGCACUGCAAUUAAUGAAAAAUGCGGGUGUUGUUAUUCCUGACGAGGGAGCAGGUAUUUCGGAAUUGCAACAAUUCCAGCUGUGUCUUACAGGCCUGGAGAGCGAUAUAGACUUAGACAUCCUAGAACUAAUAGGCUGUCCUAGUUUGUAUGAACUAGACAGCGAUAGUGACAGUUCUAAGGAGGAGGAGGAGGAGGAGGAGGAGAGGGAGGAGGAGGAGGAUAAGGAGGCAGAAGAGGAGGCAUCCAUAUCACUGACGCCUCCACCGGUAAAAAAAACAAAAAAAAAAAUAGAAAAAUAA